GGCUCAACGUAUGCGGACACGUCCGCCAUGCUGCCUGCUCGACUGCGACGGGCAACAGGUAUAUAUAUGCUGCGACGUUGCUGGUGGAUGCGAGGUGGCUGGGAGGCAGGAGGGCGGUGAGCUCCAACAUGAGGGGUCUUUGGUGGCGGAAGCAAUGCAGAGAGCGAAAUUCAAGUUGCACUGUGCGGACCACGAGACAAGCCGUCGAGUCUUUGGAUGUCGUGGCCCUGUUCGUUGUUGCAUCGCGGAAUCGAGGUUGAAUGGCGCUGGCAGCGUCACCCCGCCAACGCCAGCUGUUGACCAGCAGCAGCGCGUGCGGAUGCGACCGGUGCUUGUUCGUGAGGGCCACGAGCACGCUGCCCAUGGCCCGCCUGUCCAAAGCGCAGCCGGUGGCCGUUGUCGAGGAGGAGGACGAUGAGAGAGAUGUCGUCGCCGACAUGCCCGCCAUUCCGAGCCCACGAGCACAUUCCUCACCCCACAUCGCCAAACCGCAAGGCCUCCAGCGAGCCGACAGCGGCUACAGCCAUCACGACCUAGACCACGAGCAGCCUCGCCAGCAACACGACUUCGAAGAUGGCGACACGACGCUGCAGCUCGACAUCGAAGAUGCCGACGACGAACGACGAGAAUCCGCUUUCACUUCUGCCUCCAUUUCUUCAUUACCAGAGUCGACCUUCGAGACCGACUAUGAGCGAGGCGCCAUGCAUACUCCCUACACUCCGCCCAUGAUCCGACCCUCAUUUCGUCGACCGGAGUCAGUCAAGAAAAUGCAGAUGUCAUCUCCUGCUCCCUCAGAACGCAGCCUGAGACGAUCACUCCUCUCUCCACCGCGAGUGCGAACGCCCAAAUCUGGUCGUUCAAGUGCCAAAGGGAGUCCAGGACGCAACAAGUGGGCUGUGGCAGAUCUGGAGAUGGAGAAGAAGGACUAUCCACUUGUACUACUUCACGUCACAUUGCUGCCUAUAAACUUGUCAUGGAGUAGGCGCAGCAUGGAGGAUAUCCUACCAGCCAGCACGCUGGAAAGCCUGCGUCUGCUCAGAUCGAAAGUAACGGAGACCAUUCUUCAACGAGGCAUCUUGAUCCCGCAUCCAAGUGGCGACUAUGAGCUUCUGGAGGAGAGACUACUCGAGGCCCUGGAGCUCAAGCCAGAACGCAUCACCAAGUGUGGACACUUCCGAAGCAGGAGUUCUGUAUCCUCCACCGAUUCUGGGGUGGGCUCUAGUGUCGAGGGACUCGAGGACAGCGAUGUCUGUGACACAUGUCACCACCACUUGAAGCCCAUCAAUGCUGCUGUUAGUGCUAGGGGCAGGAAAUGGACCAUCAAAGUGUUCGCCGCCAAUGGGUUGAUGAGGGCUUCGGCCUGGACUGCUGCAUGGACGGAAAUGGAGCGCGUGGAUGUCGAGAUCCUGCCGUACAUUGACGAAGAUUUCCGUACGAAACUGGAUGAAAAAAUGCUCGAAGAGGCUGCGGAAGAAGAUGCGAGACAGCAAGAGGAGGCAAAACGAGUGUCGGAAGCUGAGCAAGAAUUCCGCACGCGGCAGGAGCAGCUGGCGAAACGAUCGAAUGAACGACGAGCUCCUGUACAUCGUACACCAUUGACUGAGGAGCCCUCAUCUGCAACUCUACAAACCCACUCAAGUUGCCUGGACGACUUGCCACAAGUUUAUCAGCCCAAGGAUAUCCCGCUCUCACUUCUGCUGAAAAAUUACAUCUUCCUACUUGCUCAGGACAAGCGAAAUGUGCUCGUCUUCGGCCUGGCUGCCAUCGCCAUGGCUGUGGCUCUCCGCGCCUGUUUGACGCCUAGAUUCGAUGCUUCAGUGCUUCCACCGGCUUUCGAGCAUGUGCAAGCAGACCCGCGAGGAUAUUCAGACCUGUCGGUCGCAAGCACACUCGAAGCUGCCCACACGACUAUCUCUGCGGAGGUGCCUCCGACAUUGACAGAACUAUCAGUAGAGGAGGUAUCCACUCCUACACAGUUGCCAACAGAGGAAGUCUCCACUCCGACAUCAAUAGCGGAUGAAGUUUCCCAGAGUGAGACCUCCACUUUCUCGGCACCAUCUCCGACUGUGGUCGACCCAGCAGCGUCUACCUCUCCAGAAGCCCCUCAGAAGGAAGGCACGCUCGAAAGUCUUGUAGACGAUCGAGAUCGGGAACUGAGUGCAUCGACCGAUGCGGGUACCGGCACUGAGCUUUGUCUCAAUACCGCUUCUGCGCUCGUCAUGUUUGGACAACACAUGGGCAGGUGGGCAGAUUGAAUUGAUGUAAUGAAUUGCACAGAAGGACACAGUAUGAUGAUGAGGAUGCGAUGUGAAAAUGAAGCGUACGUAGCGUAGCAUGGUGUUUUGGCGUUCUUUGAUAUCGAUCCUAGGAUGGGAUACACAACUACAAUUACGUUGCCCACCUUCUGCU
This is a messenger RNA of Cercospora beticola, 2409 nucleotides long. RefSeq lists its product as uncharacterized. The record is from RefSeq and is a predicted model, not a curated record. NCBI's taxonomy places the organism in Eukaryota, Fungi, Ascomycota, Dothideomycetes, Mycosphaerellales, Mycosphaerellaceae.